UCUGUCUAAGCGUUAUGAAUUAAAGGACAAUGCAUAUUGAGCAUCUAUCAAACUGCCUAGUCUAUGGAAAGAUCUUGUUAAAGGAUGGAGCUGCAAAGGUGACCUGCAUGGCUUGGUCCCAGAACAAUGCCAAGUUUGCGGUCUGCACAGUGGACCGAGUGGUGUCGCUAUACGAUGACAUGGGGAGCGGAGAGAGAAAGGCUCCACCAAACCAGCUAAACUUGAAGUAUGGCAGGAAGAGCUAUAUGGUGAAGGGCAUGGCUUUUUCUCCCGAUUCCACUAAAAUUGCCAUAGGACAGACCGACAGCAUCAUCUAUGUGUACAAGAUUGGUGAAGAUUGGGGUGACAAGAAAGUCAUCUGUAAGAAAUUCAUCCAGACGAGUGCUGUCACCUGUCUGCAGUGGCCAGCAGAGCGGCACAUCAUUGUUUUUGGACUGGCAGAAGGGAAGGAUGGAGCUGCAAAGAUGACCUGCAUGCCUUGGUCCUAGAACAAUGCCAAGUUUGCGGUCUGCACAGUGGACCGAAUAGUGGUGCUAUAUGAUGAACAGGGGGAGCGGAGAGAUAAAUUCUCCACCAAACCAGCUGACAUGAAGUUCCUCUGGGAAAGGAAUUCUCUCUGGUCAUGCAGAUGGCACCAUUGUUAGGUAUUUCUUCGAAGAUGAAGGCUCUGGAGAGUCAAGGGUAGGACUAAAGGAUGCUGUGAGAUGGGGGUAAAGAAAUCCAAGAUCCCUCCUAGGGGAGGUUGAACAUUAAGAUUGAGGUGGUUGGCGGGGGGCACAUUUAGAUGCAUUCACAGAGAAGAUUUUUAUUUGGGAGGCCAUAGCUUAAUAUUUGUGGGCAAUGAGGAAUCGAGGGGAUAGGAUUCUGAGAGUAAGGGAAAGCGAAAAUUAUUAUCUAUGUAAAAAGUGUAUUUAUAUGUAUAAAUCAUUUUAAAAAGUCAUUCUCAAAGAGAGAAAAGGGAAAGGGUGGGGGAUAAAAGGAAUGUUUAUGUUUUACUUUAUGUAAUUCUCUAUUGUUUGAAUAACUUUCCUUAAGAAUUACUCUUAGAGGGGUGCCUGGCUGGCUCAGUUGGUGGAUCAUGUGACUCUUGAUCUCAGGGUUGUGAGUUUGAGUACCAUAUUAGGUGUAGAGAUGCCUUAAAUAACUAAAAUUAAAAAAAAAAAAAAAAAAGAAAGAAAGAAAGAAAGAAAGUAACCCCUUUCUGCCUGGAUGACUUUCUCCAAACUAGGAAAAAUCCGGCCUUAGCCUACAGCACUCUCCUCCUGAAACUAGAGAAUCUCUUCUUCCCUUUUGACUCCAACCUAAAAAUAUGACAUUAAAGGCAGGAAAGAGAAAUUCGUACUUUAUUGGAAGCCAAAAGAGUUUAAAAAAAAGAAUUACUCAUGUAAUAAUUAAAUUUAUUUCUUCUGUAAGAAAGAGUUGUAUGCUCCAUGCGGACCUACCCAGUGUUAGAUAAUGUAGGAUAUGUCCCUUUGGGGGCCUUGUAGGUGUUUACUAAAGAACUCAACAUGCAAGCCUUUUGAGGUUUCCUCUUGCGGACAAUGUCAGACGUGUGUGUGUAUGUGAUACAUACGUGUGUAAGAGUAUAAAACCUAAAGACAGUUUGUGAAGUUCUCUAGAUUAGGAUGUGUUUGGGUGGGAAAAUGUUGGAAGAUUUAUACAGGGUAUAAAUUUUUCCUAGAAAGGAAGAACCUCUGGCUGAGGCUGUCAGAGUCAGAGCGAUUGGAACCCUUUACUUCUGUCUUAGGGGAAGUCGGUUAGCCACCCAUGCCCGCCCUAUGCCUUGGCUUGGGCAACCAACAGCAUCGUGGCUGCAGGCUGUGAUCGCAGAAUUGUAGCCUAUGGAAAGGAAGGCCACGUGCUACAAACUUUUGAUUACAGCCGUGACCCUCAGGAGCGGGAGUUCACCACCGCUGCUGCAAGCCCUGGGGGCCAGUCUGUUGUGUUGGGAAGUUAUGACAGGUGGGUCCCUUUCCAUGUGCAUCUUCUGCCUACUUUCCCUGUGUACACCUUGCUCUAGCCCACUUAUUUUCAACCAGAGUGGGAGAACGGUUGGAAAGCAAGUGUAGGUUGAAAGAGAUCCUCAGGUUUUAAUUCACUCACUUCCCUUUUCCUGCUCCCACCAUCUGUUGGGACUCUGGCAGUUCCACAGUACACCAGGAUUUUGUGUCUCUGUGCCUCUGCCUGGGACUCCACAGUGGAAUUCCUCUCCACUCUCUUUGUAUUACCGUUGCCUCUUUUCAGACCACUGGCUCAGUGUUUGUCUCAUGAUAUUACACUUUGGUGUUUAUAGUUCAGUGACUAAACUGAAAUGCCCAUGAGAAGAGGGCCUAUUCGUUUUGGGGUUUUUUUUUUGAAAUCUCCAGUGGCUAAAUUAGCAUCCAGUACAUAAUGUAUGCUUAAGUGUUUGGUGAAGGAAGGAAGGAAGGAAGGGAUGGAUGAUGGAAGGGUGA
This is a messenger RNA of Mustela erminea (ermine), 2453 nucleotides long. Its product is annotated as intraflagellar transport protein 172 homolog. Lineage: Eukaryota; Metazoa; Chordata; Mammalia; Carnivora; Mustelidae. Bases 30 to 488 code for a protein of 152 amino acids. The transcript is spliced from 7 exons. Gene Ontology annotation, cellular component: ciliary basal body; axoneme; intraciliary transport particle B. Gene Ontology annotation, molecular function: protein binding. Gene Ontology annotation, biological process: intraciliary transport. The record is from RefSeq and is a predicted model, not a curated record.